This is a messenger RNA of Aspergillus melleus, 312 nucleotides long. RefSeq lists its product as uncharacterized. Bases 1 to 312 code for a protein of 103 amino acids. Gene Ontology annotation, cellular component: membrane. Gene Ontology annotation, molecular function: ATP binding. NCBI's taxonomy places the organism in Eukaryota, Fungi, Ascomycota, Eurotiomycetes, Eurotiales, Aspergillaceae. The transcript has 2 exons. The record is from RefSeq and is a predicted model, not a curated record.
AUGGACUCGGGCGAGUACGACACGUAUCAAUUCUUCAUCAUAUUCAUGAGCGUACCUUUUGCCGGCCAAGCCGCUUCCCAAUUUAUCGGUGCAGCCGGGAGCUUCACACGCGCAAAGGGUGCAAUCAAUUAUCUUCUCAAUUUGCGAGAUCAAGAAGCGAUUAUUCAAGAGACCGCGCAGAACCAUGACGAAGGGCCGUCUGGUGAUAACUCACUAUCGUUAAGCGAUGUUCGCUUCAGCUAUCCAGGCCGCGUGGCCUCCGUGCUCAAGGGUAUUUCUCUGACCGUUUCACCCGGCAGCUUUGUUGCCUGA